AAUGAACACAAACCUGUCCGAUGUUGGUUACCGCCAGGCCGGGCUAGCUGGAACACGUCUGAUGAACCAACUCUUCACACAUGUCUGCACCAGUGAUUUAAACAGGGUCAUACAGACUAGCCAAGCUAUCCUGGACAGAAAUGUUGUCAGUAAGUCUCCUCAUGUCAAAGUGGACAAAAGGCUAAGGGAAAGGGGUUUUGGAGAGGUAGAAGGGAAGACUGUUUCAGAGCUGAGAGCUCUGGUGGAGAAAUCAGGACAGUCUCCUGAACACUUCUGUCCACCUGGAGGAGAGUCCCCACUACAGGUCAAGGCCAGAGCAGAAGCAUUUUUCCACGACCUUUGCAACGACCUUGCUGCAGAAUUUGGGAUAGGUCAAGUGGAGACACUGCAGCAUGCUGCAAUGGCUGAUGGGACUGCAGAAAGGGAUUGUGGGAUGGAGGGUAACGUUUUAGGAGAAUGGAACAUAGAGGAACAAGAUAGCAAAACCUCAGGGACACUUGCAUCCGAUUCUAAUAGCGCUUCAAAUGAUAAAACAGGAGUAACUGUAGCCUCUAAUUUGCAAACACAAAAUGCUGAAGGAAGCCUAGCAUCCAAUUUGCAGACAGAAGAUUCAGAAAAGUACAACGCACAAGUUUUGCUGGUCUCCCAUGGGGGUACCAUCCGGGAGCUGUUCAGGCACUUGAUCGACGAUCUGGGGUGUAAAGUGAAGAGCAAAAGAUUCGCCAUGAAAAUUUCUCCCAACUGUGGGAUCUCCCAGUUUGUGGUACAACUCAGGGAGGGAGGGAAGAGGCCCGUUGUCUCCUGCCACUUUCUGCAUGAUAAGUCUCACCUAGAGAAAGCUGUAGAUUUUGACUUGUGAAUACUGUUUACAAAUAGUCUCCACCAGACUCCUUUGCAGGCUGAAUAAAUAGUAGAA
Messenger RNA from Branchiostoma belcheri (Belcher's lancelet), 916 nucleotides. Its product is annotated as fructose-2,6-bisphosphatase TIGAR-like. Gene Ontology annotation, biological process: positive regulation of DNA repair; fructose 1,6-bisphosphate metabolic process; negative regulation of glycolytic process. The coding region runs from base 2 to 859 and encodes 285 amino acids. Lineage: Eukaryota; Metazoa; Chordata; Leptocardii; Amphioxiformes; Branchiostomatidae. The transcript has 4 exons. Gene Ontology annotation, molecular function: fructose-2,6-bisphosphate 2-phosphatase activity. The record is from RefSeq and is a predicted model, not a curated record. Gene Ontology annotation, cellular component: cytosol.